CCUUUCUCUAAUAUCUCUGCUCAUACUCCAGUCGCCAUAUUGGGCUGCAACGACCCAUACUUGAGUGAAUUCAGCUAGUUCUGGCUAGUGAGCUGCUGCAUAGUGUACCUUGGAUGUAUUACAUUAUAUUUAUUUAAAUGGCGUUUCAGUGUCAAAGGGACUGUUACAUGCAAGAGGUAUGAGGGAGAGAAAGUAACAUAUUUGUUUACCUUGUGCUUUUUUAAAAGAGAAAGCAGUCAGGAGCUUGCUAGCUGAAAGGUUCCGAGCCGACAUUACAUAGCCUAACGUUACAGCUAGCAUGAGCUAGCUAACGUUCUUACAGUAACUUGUACUAUUUUUGUGUGUAGCCUACUUUAGUUAGAUAGUAGUUGACAGGCAGAGUGAAAUAUUGUUUACACGAUGUCUAGUCUUCCAAUGCCAUGAUGAAAUGUCAAUCAAAAAGCACGUUAGUCACGUGCCUUGUAAGAAUUCGCGGACGAGUAGGUUAAACCAACACUUCCCUCCGUAUUAUUGGCCGACGUGCAAUCAUUGGAAAACAAAUUGGACGAUCUACGAUUAAGACUAUCCUACCAACGGGACAUUAAAAACGGUAAUAUCUUAAGUUUCACCGAGACGUGGCUAAACGAAGACACGGAUAAGAUGGAGCUGGCUGGCUUCUCUGUGUGUCAGCAGGACAGAGCAGCUAUGUCUGAUAAGAAGAGGGGCUGGGGUGUGUGUCUAUCAAUAACUGCUUGUGCAAGAUGUCUAAUAUUAAAGAAGUCUCGCGGUAUUGCUCACCAGAGGUAGAAUACCUAAUUAAAAGCUGUAGACCACACUAUCUACCAAGAGGGUUCUCAUCUAUAUUAUUCGUAGCUCUAUUUACCACCACAAACCCAUGCUGGCACUAAGACCACACUCAACAAUCCGUUUUACCUCAUGUCUACCAGCAUGUCACGUGUAACCAGAGGAAAAAAACUCUAGACCACCUUUACCCCACACACAGAGACACAUACAAAGCUCUCCCUCGCCCUCCAUUUGGCAAAUCUGACCAGGAAGUAAAGCAGGAAGUACCAGUGACUCGCUCAAUAUGAAAGUGGUCAGAUGAAGCGGAUGCUACGCUACAGGACUGUUUUGCUAGCACAGACUGGAAUAUGUUCCGUGAUGCAUUGAGGAGUAUACCACCUCAGUCACCGGCUUCAUCAAUAAGUGCAUCGACGACGACGUCCCCACAGUGACCGUAUGUACAUUUCCCAACCAGAAGCCAUGGAUUACAGGCAACAUCCGCACAAGCUAAAGGGUAGAGCUGCCGCUUUCAAGGAGCGGGACACUAAUCCGGACACUUCUAAGAAAUCCCGCUAUGCCCUCAGACAAACCAUCAAACAGGCAAAGCGUCAAUACAGGACUAAGAUUGAAUCCUACUACACCGGCUCUAAUGCAAUGCUCGUCGGAUGUGGCAUGGCUUGAAAAAUAUUACGGACUACAAAGGGAAGCCCAGCCGCAAGCUGCCCAGUGACGCAAGCCUACCAGACGAGCUAAAUGCCUUGUAUGCUUGCUUCGACGCAAGUAACACUGAAGCAUGCAUGAGAGCACCAGCUGUUCCGGACGACUGUGUGAUCACGCUCUCCGUAGCCGAUGUGAGCAAGACCUUUAAACAGGUCAACAUUCACAAAGCAGCGGAGCCAGACAGAUUACCAGGACGUGUACUCAAAGCGUGCGUAGACCAACUGGCAAAUGUCUUCACUGACACUUUCAACCUCUCCCUGACCGAGUCUGUAAUACCUACAUGUUUCUAACAGACCACCAUAGUCCAUGCGCCCAAGAAAACAAAGGUAACCGUGUGGUUACCAGGAAAACAACCUCUCCCUCAAUGUGAGCAAGACAAAGGAGCUGAUCGUGGACUAUAGGAAAAGGAGGGCCGAACAGGCCCCCAUUAACAUCGACAGGGCUGAAGUGGAGCGGGUUGAGAGUUUCAAGUUCCUUGGUGUCCACAUCACCAACAAACUAUCAUGGUCCAAACACACCAACAUGGUCGUGAAGAGGGCCCGACAACACCUUUUUUCCCUCAGGAGACUGAAAAGAUUUGGCAUGGGUCCCCAGAUCCUCAAAAAGUUCUACAGCUGCACCAUCGGUUGCAUCACUGCCUUGUAUGGUAACUGCUCGGCAUCUGACUGUAAGGCGCUACUGAGGGUAGUGCGUACAGCCCAGUACAUCACUGGGGCCAAGCUUCCUGAUGUCCAGGACCAAUAUACUAGGAGGUGUCAGAGGAAGGCCCAAAAAUGGUCAAAGACUCCAGUCACCCAAGUCAUAGACUGUUCUCUCUGCUACCGCACGGUACCGGAGUGCCAAGUCUAGGUCCAAGAGGCUUCUAAACAGCUUCUACCCCCAAGCCAUAAGACUGCUGAGCAAUUAAUGAAAUGGCCACCCAGACUAUUUACAUUGAACCGUUCAUCCACCCCCCCCCUAUUUUUGUACGUUAUUUUAUUUAGUAAAUAUUUUCUUUACUCUAUUUCUAGAACUGCAUUGUUAGUUAAGGGCUUGUAAGUAAGCACUUCACGGUAAGGUCUGCACCUGUUGUAUUCGGCGCAUGUGACAAAUACAAUUUCAUUUGAUUUGAAAUCAAGCUAGCUAACAGCUAGCCAUAGACCAGACUUAACUGACAUGGGUCUGCUUGCGUUUAUGAUCCCAACACACAUGCUCAUUCAAUGGCAUGUUGUCAUUAGUGAUUGCACAUUGGCAAUGAAAUAAAGAUUAUGCCAGAUUUGUCAUUGACAACUUUCUGUAAGCAGUAGCCUAAUAGUGGUUAGCUAGAUGUGUGCAUUUGCUCAGUUUUUCUGCUUCAUGAAAUUGAAUGUAGUCCUGUUUUGUAGCCCGAACAGCCGCAAGUAGUUGCUGUUUCAUUCUUAGUUGUCUUUUGAUGUAUGAUGUAACAGCUAGCUACUACCAAAGAUACUGAUAACUAAACCAAGAUAUCUGUGCUACCAAAUAUACCGGUAACAAGCUUGUUCUGUCUGUGCUACUACCAGCUGUUGUUCGGGCUAAAUGUGUUUCCAAAUGGCGGAGUCAUUGACUGAGUACAUUUUCCUUGGCAUAAAUUAGGUGUUUUCAACUGACUGUCAUCAAAAUGUUGAUGAUGGCUAAUUGUCUUUCUCUCCGCAGUUUGUCACCUCAGUGGUGGCCUGCUCACCAGGUGAAAUGAAACAAGAAAUCAAUGGGAAGAAAGAAACCGUUAAAGGCUUCAAUGUCAAGCUCCAAGACACCAUAUUGUUUCCUGAGGGAGGUGGUCAGGUAAAUACAGGAAGGCCAGAAUGUUCACUGAACUACCCCUCUCUUUCUGGUGACAUUAGGAUGUGGUCAGUGUUGUGGUGUGCUGUAAGUGGUAGAACGCAGGCUAACACCUAGUAUCUUCCAUCUCCAGCCAGAUGACCACGGACUGAUUGGAGAUGUGCCGGUGCUGCGGGUGACGAGGCAGGGAGCUGAGGCUGUGCACUUUGUGAGUUCAGCCCUUGAGGUGGGCCAGGAGGUGCAGCUGAAGGUGGACUGGGAGCGCAGGUUUGACCAUAUGCAGCAACACUCAGGUAAGAGCACGGACAAGCUUUACCGUAUGUGCAGUGCAGAACUGUACAAUUCAGCUUCUCAGAAACAAUUACAUGUAUUUAUGGAGUAUGAUUAAGCGGUACAUUCAGUGUAGCCUACUUGAAGGUACAGUUGCAUAAAUCCUGACUUGUUUUUACUUGGUCCUUAGGGCAACAUCUAAUCACAGCUAUUGCAGAUUCCAUGUUUGGGUACAAGACCACAUCCUGGUAAGCAUGCAGAAAGCACAUUGAUUUCAGUGCCUGCGCUUGUACAAAAAAAAUAAUGCAUUGGUUACAAUUUUUGCAUCGAUCUUUCUCAUUCAUUGGCAUGUUCCAGGGAGUUGGGGCGUCAGCGCAGCACCAUAGAGCUGGACACUCCCUCCAUGAAACCUGCCCAGAUGGAGGCCCUCGAGGCAGCAGUCAAUGAGAAGAUUCGUGCUCAUGUCCCAGUCGCUGUUCAGGUCCUCUCCUUAGACGACCCUGCAUUGGAAAAGGUGGGCAUCAUUCAUCUCGAGUAAACACAAAAAAAUGCACCAGAGAAAAGAUUGUCAGUAUAAUACAAUACAGGUGGCUAUGUCACUAUGCACUAUUUCUCCAUAUUUCACUUCACUUCAUAACAUUGGGACUAUAAGGUUCUGUCUAACAUUUUGGUAAAAAUGAGUUAUUUGCAUAGAAUUGCUUUAUAGGUGGUCCUUUACAUGUGAGAUACUUUUGUAUAUAUAGAACACCCCUUCAAAUGAGUGGAUUCUGCUAUUUCAGCCACACCUGUUGCUGACAGGUAAAAAUCGAGCACACAGCCGUGCAAUCUCCAUAGACAAACAUUGCCAGUAGCAUGGCCUUAAUGAAGAGCUCAGUGGCUUUCAACGUGGCACAGUCAUAGGAUGCCACCUUUCUAACAAGUCAGUUCGUCGAAUUUCUGCCCUGCUAGAGCUGCCCUGGUCAACUGUAAGUGCUGGGUUUGGCGGAUCCCAGGAGAACGCUACCUGCCCCAAUGCAUAGUGCCAACUGUAAAGUUUGGUGGAGGAGGAAUAAUGUUUUUCAUAGUUCGGGCUAGGCCCCUUAGUAUCAGUGAAGGGAAAUCUUAACGCUACAGCAUACAAUGACAUUCUAGACAAUUCUGUGCUUCCAACAUUGUGGCAACAGUUUGGGCAAGGCCCUUUCCUGUUUCAGAAUGACAAUGCCCCCGUGCACAAGGUGAGGUCCAUACUGAAAUGGUUUGUUGAGAUCGGUGUGGAAGAACUUGACUAGCCUGCACAGAGCCCUGACCUCAACCCCAUUGAACACCUUUAGGAUGAAUUGGAACGCCGACUGCGAUCCAUGCCUAAUUGCCCAACAUCAAGUCCCCGCAGCAAUGUUCCAACAUCUAGUGGAAAGUCUUCCCAGAAGAGUGAAGGCUGUUAUAGCAGCAAAAGGGGGACCAACUCCAUAUUAAUGAGAUGUUCAACAAGCAGGUAUCCACAUACUUUUGGUCAUGUAGUAUAUGUCAGAUUUGUGGAAACAUUUAUGAUGAAGAAAAUGAACCAUCUGAAAAUUCUGUCUGCACAAACACCUUUUAACUUUGUGCUAUAAGGUUCUAUCUGCAAUCCAAUCACACAAUGCUGGGUUGUCAAUCAAAAGUAAUGAAAGGUGAUAUACUUAUUGAGUCAUUAAAGACAACGACAUCACAAAACAGUUCUAAGAUCUGGGACUUGAAAAAUACUCAAAAUACAGUACAUUUUGCAGAACCUUAUAGUCCCAAGUCCUUGAUUAUUCAUAUCAUAGGUUCUGGUCCUCUUUUUCUAUUACUAAGAUUGGCCAUAACGUAAGCUCUUUAUGGUAAAAACAAAUAAAUACAGGUGCCUUAAGAGCAUGUUUAAGGCCCUUGGGAGAGGCAUUGCUGUUUUUGUCUUGUUCUAUAUCAAUACGAAAACCUCCAUGGAAGGGGUAUUUCACUAAAAUUACAAACUUACCACAUUUUAUUUAUAACUAGCAAGUAUAGUUUACUUACUUUGGGUGUCAGAGACCAGAAAAAUAUAUCAGUUUACUCAUCCAGAGCUAAGCUUUAGCAAUGUUGCUAGUUAUCCAUAGGACAUUUACAUUUUAGUCAUUUAGCAGACGCUCUUAUCUAGAGCGACUUACAUGAGCAAUUAGGGUUAAGUGCCUUGCUCAAGGGCACAUCGACAGAUUUUUCACCUAGUCGGCUCGGGGAUUAGAACCAGCAACCUUUCGGUUACUGGCACAACGCUCUUAACCACUAAGCUACCUGCUGUGUAUUUGUCAUUUUAGGGAACCAUCGCUUCAACAAAUGUGUGAUGAACAUGAAUUAAUAUAUUUGCUGAUGUGAUUAGAAAGAAGGAAAGUUAUUCUCAUUAUUUAAUCAUUAAAUGUCUGUACUUUUCUAUUGAAAUUGAAAUAAUUUUAACAUUCUGUGCCACAUAGAACCUUAUGGCUGAACCCAGAUUGACAUUUCAGAGCCAUAAGGUUCUAUCUGCGAUUGCACCACCCUAAAAAAAAAAAACGUAGUAUUUUUAUACUCUGCACUUUAGGUACCUUUAAGGUGAGGACCUUAAUGGGUUAUGAAAGAAGAAUUCACUGCAAAACAGUUCUGAUAUCUGGGAUGUGAAAACUUUGAUGCUCAAUAUCUCAGAACUAUGCUUUGCGCAGAUAGAACCUUAUCGUUUCGAGUCUUGCCAAAGCUGUAUUGACUUGCCUUGUGAUGUAUUAACCCAUGAGCUGUGUGUAAUGACUACUGUAUAUUUUAACUCGUCGUGUUGUAUAUCUACUAGGUGAGGAGUCGUGGUCUCCCGGACGACGCAGCGGGGCCUAUCCGGAUCAUCGACAUCGAGGGCGUUGAUGCCAACAUGUGCUGUGGGACCCACGUGUCCAACCUCAGUCACUUACAGGUGGAACCUCAGACCUUACACAACUCUCAAACACGGUCAACUUUACAGUAUGAUGUUAUGUUUAUGUCCUAACCACACCGCCUCCCCUACUUUGCUGAUGGGUUUGUCGUGGAAAUUCUACUUUAACAAUGAGGAGAGACAAGGGCAAUCACCAAUCAGGAUAUUAACUUUAUUAAUAAGGGAGCAGGUCACACUAUACACAAAUGAAUAGAGUGAGUGCUCUGCAAUAAUGAGGCUGGUUGACCCAACACUCUUGAGUGUUGGGCAGAGAGCUCUGACAUACAGAGGUCUUAUAUAGUAGACCUAUAAAUUCUUAGUCAUGGCUGGUUCCACCACAACUGUCUCAAUGUGUCGAACCAACCGAUAUCUACCAGAAGAGGUGGACAAAUAUUCUGUCCUCUGUGUUCUCUUGCGAGUACUAAGAACUGUUUGUUCUUAGAAUAGAGGAUAAGGAGAGACUUCGUUCGGAACAGAGAUACCUUGUAUCCGAACAUGCAAGUUUCAGAGUACAGAGGGUGGGGGUAAGAACACGAGAUGUGCACAGCCGUGGUGGAUUAGGUAUAGAGUUAUGUUAAAACAGCAAUUUACACAACCAGAGUAACAGGAUUGUACACACAUAUCAUUUAUAUUAACCUUAAAGUAAUGCUAAUACACAUUUUGUCUCUCACAGGUUUAAUAUGUGGUACUAUGUAGCUCACCUCUUAUUUUUUAUGUGGCUUAAUAUGGCUUUAUGGAUGUAAUGCUUCUCUCACUUUUGACAGAUUGAAUCUGAUGUGUUUUAGGUCAUAAAACUCCUGGGGACUGAGAAAGGAAAAAAGAACAAAACCAAUCUGUUAUUCCUAGUGGGCAACCGGGUCCUGAAGUAUGCUGAGAAAAGCUACAGCACAGAACGCUCACUGGUGUCCCUCCUCAAGUGAGUUCCGUAAAGCAAUGCUGAAUGUAGCAAGAACCUAAUAUGCUGUAAAUUAUAUAUGUAUAUAAAUUAUAUAUAGUGAUUUAAAAUGCUAUACAUGUUAAGAAAUAAAUGUCUCAAACACUUGAUUUGACUGUUUGACAGAACGGGACCAGAUGAUCAUGUUGAUGCAGUGGACAAGAUCCAGAAGACUGUUAAGGGGCUACAGAAAGUGAGCUACGGAAAACCUUCUGUUGCUCUGAAUUUCCCUUAUUCUGUCUUCAAUUUAAUCAUUAACCAAACUCUGUUUUUAUUUGACAGAGUAACCUGGGCUUACUGAGAGACAUGGCUGUUCUAAUUGGCCAGAACUUCAAGAGCAACCCAGAGAGAGGCAACUUCUUCACCUUACACAAGUGAGGGUCUCGCCACACAGAGGGCGGCAGGUAGCCUAGCAGUUAGAGCAUUGGGCCAGUAACUGAAAGGUCGCUGGUUCGAAUACCCGAGCCAACAAAGUGAAACAUCUGCCGAUGUGCCCUUGAGCAAGGCACUUAACAAUAAUUUGCUUCAGGGGUGCCGUACUUCUAUGGCUGACCCUGUAAAACAUUUCACUGCACCUAUCUGGUGUAUGUAACAAUAAAAACAUAUUAUUUUUCUUUACUCCUAUUUUUGAUGGACAGAUGAUAUGACUGGGCUGGUAAUCUGUCAUUGAAAACUUUCAUCAGUUUAUUAAAAUAGUCAAGAUAAUUUUUUCUCUGUUUAGGAAAGAGGGUGACAAUGAGUUCAUGAGCAUAAUAGCCAAUGAAAUAGGCACUGAGGUAAGAUUAUUACUCUUUUUUUAUGUUCAGUGUCUAAUAUUCUUUAGUGAAAUGCAUCUACGGUAUACUGUAAGUAGCAUUGUACCAUGACUGAUUACAUUGGAAAUUGAGAGUUGUUCUGGUGUGUUCUGAAUACCUAAUAAACCCUAUCCCUCCUGUUUCUUUUGUCUCGUAGGAGACGUUGGUGUUCCUGACUGUUGGAGAGGAGAAGGGACCAGGGCUGUUCCUGCUGGCAGGACCCAGUGGGAAAGUGUCUGAACUGGGACCACGGUAAGAACUGAAGGGACUCUGCAUUUGGAAAUCCAUUUGAUUGGCGCCUGUUCAGGAGCUUGGAUGUUUUGAGGUUCGACUUAUGUAAAGUGGGUUCUUGCAGUGAAUUAGUAACCAAGCCAGGUGGCACACUUGUGCAACAACAACAAAAAAUAUCAUGGGAAAUUUGCAGAAAAAACUAGGCAAUGUCCCUAACUAGUCAGUAUUUCAAAACCGAUUUCAAACUCAAACGCUUUGUCUGAAAUGUAUAACAACUUGGUGCUGUGUCUGUAUUGCAGAGUGCUGGAGAUGCUCCAGGGCAAAGGGGCUGGGAAGAACGGGCGCUUCCAGGGCAAAGUCAACAGCAUGGCACGCCGAGGGGAAGUGGAGACCCUAAUACAGGAACACUGCAAGAACGAGCAGUAAUGGAUGACUGGAGUGUAUGAACACCUUCCUAAUAUUGAG
This is a messenger RNA of Coregonus sp. 'balchen', 8854 nucleotides long. The record is from the annotation of a GenBank genome assembly. NCBI's taxonomy places the organism in Eukaryota, Metazoa, Chordata, Actinopteri, Salmoniformes, Salmonidae.